This is a messenger RNA of Entelurus aequoreus (snake pipefish), 2389 nucleotides long. RefSeq names its product bridging integrator 2a (gene bin2a). Gene Ontology annotation, cellular component: phagocytic cup; podosome; plasma membrane. The transcript has 13 exons. Gene Ontology annotation, biological process: plasma membrane tubulation; phagocytosis, engulfment; podosome assembly. Bases 384 to 1715 code for a protein of 443 amino acids. Gene Ontology annotation, molecular function: protein binding; phospholipid binding. Lineage: Eukaryota; Metazoa; Chordata; Actinopteri; Syngnathiformes; Syngnathidae. The record is from RefSeq and is a predicted model, not a curated record.
GGCAAAUAUGCAAUCUUUAUACACUGUUCUAACUAACUCCCCCUCUCUCAGUCCUCGAGGGAGGGUCCGAGACGGUAUACCUGAGCCCCCACGCCGUCACCAGGCCCGUCUGAACAUUCUGCCGAAGGUGACCGCCUCCUCCCCAGAUACGACUCAAAUGGGCCAGCAGUAUAAAAGUGCCGGAUCCUGGAAGACCGAAAAAAAAAAGAAGAGAAGCGUAUGAGUAAGGCGUGUUCAAUCAAUCUUUUACCCAGGAAACUGCGGGUAAUUGGUUCCAAAGUUCAAGGGUGACCCGCCCAGGAGCGCCAGUGCAGCGCGGACCAGAGCUGGAAAGUGACGGCUGACGCACAAGUGUCAAGGUGACAUCGAAAGUUAAACUAACCAUGGCGGAUCACACCAGUCCUAAAGGCAACAGUGGAGACUUUGCCAAAAAAGUCCAAAGACGGCUGAGCAGAGGCAAAGAAAAGGUGCUGCAGAAACUUGGCAAGUCUGUGGAGACCAGAGAUGACCAGUUGGAGCGUUACGUCCUACAGUUUCAGGACCAACAGGCCGACGGGAACAGAAUCUACAAGGAGCUGAGGAACUACAUUGAAGCGGUCCGAGACAUGAGAGAAGCCUCCAGACGCCUCUCGCAGUCUUUGUUCGACGUUUACGAAAGCAAUUGGGUGGGAGAAGAAGACAUCGGCGCCAUAGUGGAGGGCGAGGACCUCCUGUGGAACGACUACGAGGUGAAGCUGUUGGACCAGGCAGUACGGACCAUGGAGUCUUACGUGGGCCAGUUCCCUGAUGUCAGGGAGAAAGUGGCCAAGAGGGGCAGGAAACUGGUGGACUACGACUCGUCCCGUCACCACCUGGAGGCCCUGCAGGCGGCCAAGAAGAGGGACGACGUCAAGAUCAGCAAGGCAGAAGAAGAGAUGAGCGGCACCAAGCGAGUCUACGACACCAUCAACAGCGAGCUGAAAGAGGAGCUGCCUGAGCUGCAUGAAAGCCGCGUCGGAUGCUACGUGACGGUCUUCUCCGCCGUAUCCAGCGUGCGAGAUGUCUUCUACAGAGAGAUGAGGACGCUCAACAUGGACCUGGACAACGUGGUGAAGGAACUGCAGGCUCAGCAUCCUGACAAAGUGUUUGCCGUUCAGGGUGUGCACAGGUACGGAUCCUUGAGGAGGCGCACCUUGUUGUCCCCCAAGGCCUGGAAGUCCAGUUUCUCAGACUUCCACCGGGGCUACAACCCCAACAAGAGGUUCAGUUUCCGCUCUCCGGACAAACCUCGCCACGGGUCCUUGACCAGGGAGGGCGCCGCCAUCGCCGUGGUGCCGCUGACCCCCACCCCGGAGAGUCCCACCUUUGAGGAGUCCAGGGGGUCCAGCCGCAACCAGGCGCACGUCCCCACCGAGCUGGGGGAGGCCGAGGGCACGGAGGCGGCCAAGCAGGAGCCGGACGACGGUAGCGAGGACUCGAAGGCGCCGGAGAAGACCGAGGACGCCACCGAGGACGCCACCGAGGACGCCACCGCGGCGAGCGAGAGCAGCUGUGACCUCAACAACUCCUGUGAGUCUCAGAGUCUAGACCUGCAGCUGGGAGACGUCCCACCAGACCUGAGUCUAGACUCCCUCAAAGUCAACGGACUGGAGGACGCCCACUCUCAGGACCUGGACCUGGACCUGGACCCUCCACGCCAGGACCUGCCUGCAGACUCCAAAAGCACAGAAGUGUGACAUCUCACUCUCUUAAAGCUGAGAGGACAGCUGCAGAGGAAGGAGGAGCGAGAGGAGCAUCUGUCGGCCAACACCAUCUUUGAUCCUCAGCCUGGAUGCCAUGAUAAAGUUUUUAUGUAGUGUACUAGUACUGUAUGAACAGGUAUUACUAAUCAUAAAGUUUAGUGUACUAGUACUGUAUGAGCAGGUAUUACUAAUCAUAAAGUUUAGUGUACUAGUACUGUAUGAGCAGGUAUUACUAAUCAUAAAGUUUAGUGUACUAGUACUGUACGAGCAGGUAUUACUAAUCAUAAAGUUUAGUGUACUAGUACUGUACGAGCAGGUAUUACUAAUCAUAAAGUUUAGUGUACUAGUACUGUACAAGCAAGUACUACUAAUCAUAAAGUUUAGUGUACUAGUACUGUACGAGCAGGUAUUACUAAUCAUAAAGUUUAGUGUACUAGUACUGUACGAGCAGGUAUUACUAAUCAUAAAGUUUAGUGUACUAGUACUGUACGAGUAAGUAUUACUAAUUAUUUUAAUCCCAGAGAGACAAUCUAUACUCUUAAUAUAUUUUAUAUUUGCAUUUGACAGUAAAACAUCAUGUAUGAUCAUUUUGUUGUAGGACUGCUGUCUUGUCACAUGUUGGACGCCAACUAGCUUCUUCUUCAAUGUCGUUCAGUGUCAAAUAAAUG